GUAUUUUUCCAAAGUAAACUCUCUAUUUAUUGCAUUCAACCUCAACCCCAACUAUCUCCUAUUUCUCCUUCUCUUUUUCUUUAUAUACUUUUUAUUUAUUAAUACAUAUAAUUCUUUCUUCCAAAUAUAUUCUUCACCAGCCCUAGUUUCUAUAAGCAAAUAUCUUCAUCAUUUUACCCACAAAAAAAAAAAAAAAACAAAAAAACAAAAAAAAGCAAUUUUUUUCAUCAUAUACAUAAAAUACCACUUGAAGGCUGUCUGCAUUGUGUGUGUGUAUAUAUAUAUAUAUACACAGUUUGGAGCUCAUUUUUUCUGACAGUUUUAGUAGGGUCUAAAAUGUCGACGAAUAAUAUUUACACUGUGAAGGUUGAGGAAUCAAGGCCGGCAACCGAGAAGAGGCCGUCGGCGGGACCUGUUUAUCGAAGCAUUUAUGCAAAAGAUGGUCUAAUGGAAUUGCCAGAAGGUCUCUAUUCCCCAUGGCAGUUCUUCAGUGACUCUGUUAAGAGGAGCCCAAACUGCCCAAUGCUGGGAAGACGACAAGUCACCGAUUCAAAGGCCGGUCCCUAUGUAUGGCUUACAUAUCAGGAGGUUUAUGAUUCAGCUAUUCGUCUAGGAUCUGCCAUUAGAAGCAGAGGUGUCAAUCCCGGGGAUCGUUGUGGUAUAUAUGGAUCAAAUUGCCCCCAGUGGAUCAUGGCAAUGGAGGCCUGUUAUAGCCAUUGCAUAACAUAUGUUCCAUUAUAUGACACCCUAGGUCCAAAUGCAAUCGAGUUUAUCAUCAACCAUGCCGAAGUUUCUUUAGUAUUUGUUCAAGAAAACAAAAUCCCUUCUAUUCUAUCAUGCUUGUCAAACUGUUCUACACAUUUAAAAACAAUUGUAAGCUUUGCAAAUGUUUCAAGCAUGCAAAAGAAGGAAGCCGAGGAAUUGGGUGUGUCUUGCUUUUCUUGGGAGGAGUUCUCUAACUUGGCAAGUUCAAGUUAUGAACUACCUCCAAAACAGAGCGGUGACAUUUGCACAAUAAUGUAUACCAGUGGAACAACUGGAGAACCAAAAGGUGUCAUUCUUACUAACGAGGCAAUCAUGGCAGAGGUGUUAUCUGUGGAAGAAAUGUUUCAACUUACAGGAAAAGGGUUCACAGAAGAAGAUUCAUACUUUUCAUUCCUUCCUUUGGCACAUAUAUAUGAUCAAAUAAUUGAGAACUAUUGCGUCUACAAGUCCUCCUCAAUAGGCUUUUGGCAAGGCGAUGUCAGGUUUUUGAUGGAUGACAUUCAGGAACUGAAGCCAACUGUAUUUUGUGGGGUUCCUAGAGUUUAUGAUCGUAUAUACACUGGUAUAUUAAAUAAAAUUUCAUCUGGAGGGACAUUGCAGAAGACAUUGUUCCAAUAUGCAUAUAACUACAAGUUAGCAAAUCUGGAGAAAGGUCUGCCACAAGACAAAGCAGCACCACUCUUAGACAAGCUUGUCUUUAACAAGACAAAGCAAGCUUUAGGCGGACGAGUUCGUAUCUUGUUGUCCGGUGCUGCACCAUUGCCUAGGCAUGUGGAGGAAUUUCUGAGGGUUGCCAGCUGCUCUACUUUGUCUCAAGGAUAUGGACUAACUGAAAGCUGUGGUGGGUGUUUAACAUCCAUAGCCAAUAUACACUCUAUGGUGGGAACUGUUGGAGUCCCCAUGACAACCAUUGAAGCAAGGCUUGAGUCGGUUCCUGAAAUGGGUUACGAUGCACUUGCCAGCGUGCCACGUGGAGAGAUUUGCCUGAGAGGAAAAACCUUGUUUUCUGGUUACCAUAAGAGAGCUGAUCUAACUGAAGAAGUCCUUGUUGAUGGGUGGUUUCAUACAGGUGACAUUGGAGAGUGGCAACCUGAUGGAGCGAUGAAAAUUAUAGACAGGAAAAAGAAUAUAUUUAAGCUAUCACAAGGAGAAUAUGUUGCUGUGGAGAACAUCGAAGGAAAAUACUUGCAGUGCCCUCUUAUAACAUCAAUUUGGGUCUACGGGAACAGCUUCGAGUCGUUUCUUGUGGCUGUGGUCGUUCCAGAGAGAAGUGCACUGGAGAAAUGGGCUGAAAAUUAUAAUCUGACUGAUGAUUUCAAAUCACUGUGUCAAAACCAAAAGGCAAGGAAAUACGUUCUGGAUGAGCUGAAUAGCACUGGUCAGAAACAUAAACUUCGAGGUUUUGAGAUGUUAAAAGCAGUUCACUUGGAACCAAAUCCCUUUGACAUGGAGAGGGAUCUCAUAACUCCAACUUUUAAACUGAAAAGGCCACAAUUGUAUAAAUUUUACAAGGACUGCAUCGAUAAGUUGUACACUGAAGCAAAGGGAACAAAAAAAUGAUAGAAAUGUUGGAAGUUGGAGCCGGCCUAAAAUUAUGAGUCUCUGAUUUUAUCUGCCUGGGAAAUUGUAGCCAUAUAAGUAGCUCUGUGUUGUCAACGAGAGUCUUUGUAACUAAUUCUUGUCCAUGUUUGUCAAUAAAUAAGGGAAUACAUGGAUUUCUUAUUAGAAA
Ziziphus jujuba (common jujube) is the source of this 2494-nucleotide messenger RNA. Its product is annotated as probable CoA ligase CCL6. Bases 337 to 2325 code for a protein of 662 amino acids. The transcript has 19 exons. The record is from RefSeq and is a predicted model, not a curated record. Gene Ontology annotation, cellular component: membrane; endoplasmic reticulum. Gene Ontology annotation, molecular function: long-chain fatty acid-CoA ligase activity. Lineage: Eukaryota; Viridiplantae; Streptophyta; Magnoliopsida; Rosales; Rhamnaceae. Gene Ontology annotation, biological process: fatty acid metabolic process; wax biosynthetic process; cutin biosynthetic process.